Molecule: messenger RNA, 3946 nt
Organism: Ananas comosus (pineapple)
Lineage: Eukaryota; Viridiplantae; Streptophyta; Magnoliopsida; Poales; Bromeliaceae
Product: protein STICHEL-like 4
Exons: 7
Coding region: 302-3616 (1104 amino acids)
Biological process (GO): DNA repair; DNA-templated DNA replication
Cellular component (GO): nucleus; DNA replication factor C complex; DNA polymerase III complex
Molecular function (GO): DNA binding; ATP binding; DNA-directed DNA polymerase activity
Source: RefSeq, a predicted model, not a curated record
AAAAAAAAAAACCCUAUCCUAUGGUACCCGCCCUCUGAUGCGACUUCCGAUAGCACCGCCCACAUCUACACCGGGCACGAGCUCUCACCAUCCAACGCCCCCGCCCUCCUCUCCCUCUCUUCUUUCUCUUUAGCUCUCUAUACAUCCUCCCUCUUCGGGAAAGUGGGAAUCCAUAAGAGUUCAUGUGAAUGCUUCGAAAAAGCGAAGGAGAGGGUGAGAUAAAAGCUUCCCAUUUAUCCUAUUGGGAUCAUGGAAGAAGCAGCAAACUUUUGGGGGUGAGAUGCGGCUUAGUUCGUGAUCCAUGACCAAAGCCGUGCGGAGAGAUCGCGCCGAUGACGAUAGCGGCGUCGGCGGCGGAGGAGGUGGCGUCGGCGACCACCUCCGGAGCCACGUGCAUCUGACGAACUGCAUCCACCUGAAGAACCACAUGCACCGCCACAGUCCCAACCCCGCGGAGCGGUCGCUGAUGCGCGACCUCGUCGCGCUCCAGCGGUCGCGAUCCCUCCGCGACCCCUCCACGAGCCCCCCCUCGUGGCUCUCCCCCUCCGCCGCGAGCGCCGCGGCGCGGAGGCGGGCGAGGGACGGCGCCGCGCAGAGCGGGAGGAGAUCCGUCGGCACCGACGGGCGCAGGGCCGAGAUCGGACGCCUCUCGACGAGCUCGCCGCGCUUCCCGUCGGCCAAAGUCGCCGCCGAAGAAGCGAGUUCGGACCGCGUUGCGGACGAAUCGGGCGACGCGAGCAGGAGGAGUCGGAAGAGUACGCACUCGCACAAAGUCGGCCUCAGAACCCUAUUGGAGAAAAUGGAGGAAGCCCCAGAUCAAACAGGUGAUGGGCGAGAACCAAUGGGGAGAACACGACCUAACGGGUUAAGCAGGGGAAAGAAGAGGAGAUUCAAAGGGGUUAGGCGAGAUCGUGCUUUAAUCGAUCAUAGAGGAGGAGCUAUGUUUCAGAGAUGCAGUGUGGGGGACGGGAAAGAAGAGGAUGCGGAGGUGUCGCAGGUGUCGAGAAAUGUUUGCGGGAUUCCCUGGAAUUGGUCGAGAAUUCACCACAGAGGAAAAUCGUUUCUCGAUUUGGCGGGAAGGAGUUUAUCCUGCGGGUUAUCCGAUUCGCGGGGGAGGAAGUCAGAAGGCACUGCUCUACAAAGCCAGGGGAAUGGUGUGAAUUUGCCGAUUGCACCAGACAAUUUGACUUCGUCGACAAGCUCUGAUUCGGAAGCGUUGCCGUUGCUGGUUCAGGCAUCUGAGACUCGGAAUGGCAGCGGCAAUCCUUAUCUGGCGCAGGAUUAUUCAGGGGAGCUCGGAAUUUAUUCUAAUAAUAGUUUGGGGUAUGAGGAGGAUUCCGACCUUGCGUCAGAGGCAAGGUCAGGUAAUAAUCGACAAAAAGUGAAAGGGCACCGCCGCGGCAGGCAUCGGAGUUUGACCCAAAAGUACAUGCCAAAAACCUUCAAAGAUCUCGUUGGCCAGAACUUGGUUGUGCAGGCGCUUUCGAAUGCUGUUCUGAGGAAAAAAGUUGGGCUGGUUUAUGUCUUUUACGGGCCUCAUGGAACAGGGAAGACCUCUUGCGCCAGGGUAUUUGCUAAGGCCUUGAAUUGUGAAGCUGUAGAACAUCCUAAGCCGUGCGAUGUUUGCAGCUCCUGCAUUUCAUUCAAUCUAGGUAAGAGUAGAAAUGUGAUGGAAGUAGGGCCUAUCGGUAACUUCGAUUUCGAGAGCAUUAUGGAUAUCCUCGACAACGUGAUGCUUUCGCCAUUGUCUUCUCACUAUAAAGUGUUUAUAAUUGAUGAUUGUGACACUUUGCCUCCUGAUGCUUGGAGUGUGAUCUCAAAAGUCGUCGAUAGGGCACCCCGUCAUGUGGUUUUUGUCCUCAUCAGCUCGAAUCUUGAUCUGCCUCAUAUUAUCAUAUCUCGGUGCCAGAAGUUCUUUUUCCCCAAGCUGAAGGAGACUGAUAUAAUCAACACUUUGCAGUGGAUUUCAACUAGUGAAGGACUUGAAGUUGACAAGGAUGCAUUAAAGCUCAUAGCUUCUCGAUCAGACGGGUCAUUACGAGACGCUGAGAUGACCCUUGACCAGCUUAGCUUGCUUGGGCAGAGAAUAUCACUUUCUUUGGUCCAAGAACUUGUUGGUUUGGUGCCGGAUGAAAAAUUGGUAGAUCUGCUUGACUUGGCCUUAUCUGCUGACACUGUAAACACCGUUAAAAGCUUGAGAGAAAUAAUGGAAUCUGGCGUGGAACCUUUGGCAUUAAUGUCUCAACUUGCUACCAUAAUUACUGAUAUUCUUGCUGGUAGUUACGUAUUCACAAGAGAAAGACUACGCAGAAAAUUUUUUCGCCGACCAACCUUAUCGAAGGAAGAUAUGGAAAAGCUACGUCAGGCACUGAAAACACUAUCUGAAGCUGAAAAACAGUUGCGAGUGUCGAAUGACAAGUUAACUUGGCUUACUGCUGCUCUACUUCAACUUGCUCCAGACCAACAGUAUAUGCUGCCAAGCUCUUCCGCAGAUACAAGCCUCAAUCAGAGCCCACUAACCCUUCCUAAUCAUUCAGCGAGAGAUGUACCAAAGAAUUCUAAUAAUGAUAAUCAUGAUCUAAUGCAUCGUAGUAACAAGAUGCCUAGCUCUCACUUUAGUGGAAAGAGGCACGGGGAACAUACUCCGGAUAGUCUUAUGUUGUCAACAAGGCGUACUAGAGCAAGUGAGAGAUAUAGUCAUGGAAAAGGACAUACGGAUGAUGAGAAGAUCUGGCAAGCAGUGCUUGGGUAUAUUCAAUCAGAUACACUCAAACAAUUUUUGGCUCAAGAGGGAAAGCUAAGUUCGGUCAGCCUCGGUGAAGCUCCAACUGUCAGAUUGGUAUUCAGCUCUCAUACAAGUAAAACGAAAGCUGAAAAGUUCAGAGGACAAGUUUUGCAGGCAUUUGAGUCUGUACUUUCUUCUCCAGUAAUACUUGAAAUCCGAUAUGAAUCAAAGAAACCCAUUAGAGCAGAUGACCAAGAGCCUUCUGAGAAUGGUUCUUCUCAGAUGACUUUGAAAAGGUCACUUACCAAUCAUAGGUCUCUUUAUACAGGACAGGAUAAUCUUAAUAGAAGGAAUAUUGUCAAAGGAGUUGGUUCUAGUCAAGGCAGAUGGUUGCAAUCUGAUCCCCACAUAUUGAUAGAAGGCGAAAUUAUUGAAACUGGACCUUUCUGUCAAGAGCACGAGUACAAUGGACUGAUUAAUUCUAGGACAGGAGGGAAGGAUAAGAAUAAAGCGUGUGCAUCUGUGGAGGAAGCAUCGACUUCUCAGGGUCAAGAAAACAUAGUUCCUUCAUCAGAAAGAAUGGAGAGCGAAGGGAAACAUCGAAGGAAAAGCUUAGUAAGAGGAAAAGUAUCCCUUGCACGUGUUAUUAACCAGGCAGAAGGUUGUUCACAGCGAGGAGGAUGGUCUAGACGAAAAGCGAUUUCAAUUGCUGAAAAGCUGGAACAAGAGAAUCUGAGAUUAGAGCCCAGAUCAAGAAGUUUACUCUGUUGGAAAGCUUCUACGAUGACUCGAGAGAAGCUAUCGAAGCUACGAAUGAGGCCGCGGAGACCGCGCUUGCUUUCGAAAUUUGUCUUCUGUGGAAGAUGCUUGUCUACACGAUCUCCAAGAUGAAUUGGUGAUACAUAAGAGAAAGUCCAGAUGGCGAGUAAAGCAUCUUCACCAAGUUUGUUUUAUUUCUCUUAUUCCUCUUAUUUAUUCACCUUCUACCAUGUUAUCUAGUAAUCUUUUAGCAAAUUAUGUAAAUUAAUUAGUAGGUGAGAGAAUGAAAAGAAAAGCAUUAGUCUAUUCUUUAUCCAUGUUUAGGCUCACAUUGAUACAUACUUCUUUUUUUUUUCGAUAUUGCACAUUAGCAUCAUAGCCACAUAUUUCAAACGGCUGCACAUGCUGACAAACAAGUACUGAACUAAUCCAACGGUUGUCGUCUGGAUGUAUGCUUUCGAA